Molecule: messenger RNA, 2015 nt
Organism: Pan troglodytes (chimpanzee)
Lineage: Eukaryota; Metazoa; Chordata; Mammalia; Primates; Hominidae
Gene: CFAP53
Product: cilia and flagella associated protein 53
Exons: 9
Coding region: 84-1694 (536 amino acids)
Source: RefSeq, a predicted model, not a curated record
GGCCGAGGGGCGGGGUGAGGACUGCGCAGGCUCAGCUUCUCAGCUGGAAGAGGAAGUCCCGAGUGCAGGCGUCUGCGGCCCCCAUGGUGACCAGACCGACUUCCGCCCGACCCGCCCACCUCUACCGGCCCCUAAUCCCGCGAGGCGCACCAUGGCAACCAGACUUCUGCGUCGCGGAAGCGGGUGCCGCAGGUCGCCACGGUUGGGGGAAACGCGGCGGACGCCGCCCCCGUCCCGAAGGGGACUCGAAAAUGUACAGCCAGCGGUUUGGCACCGUACAGCGGGAGGUUAAGGGCCCCACCCCCAAAGUGGUGAUCGUGAGAUCCAAGCCUCCUAAAGGCCAAGGAGCUGAGCACCAUCUAGAAAGAAUCCGACGCAGCCAUCAGAAGCAUAAUGCUAUUUUGGCUUCCAUUAAGUCAAGUGAGCGGGAUCGCUUGAAAGCUGAGUGGGACCAGCACAAUGACUGCAAGAUUUUGGACAGCCUUGUGCGAGCAAGAAUCAAGGAUGCUGUGCAAGGGUUUAUCAUUAACAUUGAAGAAAGACGAAAUAAGCUACGUGAGCUUUUAGCAUUAGAAGAAAAUGAGUAUUUUACAGAAAUGCAAUUGAAGAAAGAAACCAUUGAGGAGAAAAAAGAUAGGAUGAGAGAGAAAACUAAAUUACUAAAAGAGAAGAAUGAAAAAGAGAGGCAGGAUUUUGUGGCUGAAAAGCUAGACCAGCAAUUCAGGGAACGCUGUGAGGAGCUCCGUGUUGAAUUGUUUUGUAUCCAUCAGAAGAAGGUGUGUGAGGAGCGGAAAGCACAGAUUGCAUUUAAUGAGGAGCUGAGCAGGCAAAAGCUGGUGGAAGAGCAGAUGUUCUCCAAACUCUGGGAGGAAGACCGAUUAGCCAAGGAAAAGCGAGAAGCCCAAGAGGCGAGGAGACAGAAAGAGCUGAUGGAGAACACACGCCUGGGGCUGAAUGCCCAGAUCACCAGCAUCAAGGCACAAAGGCAGGCGACACAGCUGCUGAAGGAAGAGGAGGCACGCCUUGUGGAAAGUAACAACGCACAGAUUAAACAUGAGAAUGAACAGGAUAUGCUAAAGAAACAGAAGGCAAAGCAGGAAACUAGGACCAUUUUGCAAAAAGCCCUACAAGAGAGGAUAGAACAUAUUCAGCAGGAAUACAGAGACGAACAGGACUUGAACAUGAAGCUCGUGCAAAGGGCCCUUCAAGACUUACAGGAAGAGGCAGAUAAAAAGAAACAAAAAAGAGAAGAUAUGAUAAGAGAACAGAAGAUAUACCAUAAAUAUUUGGCACAGAGACGUGAGGAAGAAAAAGCUCAGGAGAAAGAAUUUGACAGAAUAUUAGAGGAAGACAAGGCAAAGAAGUUGGCUGAGAAGGACAAGGAGCUGAGACUUGAAAAGGAGGCAAGGAGACAGCUUGUGGAUGAGGUCAUGUGUACAAGAAAACUUCAAGUUCAAGAAAAGUUGCAACGAGAAGCUAAAGAACAGGAAGAACGUGCUAUGGAACAGAAACACAUAAAUGAAAGUCUUAAAGAACUUAACUGUGAAGAGAAGGAGAAUUUUGCAAGGCUGGACCCCUGGACUGAACAGAAAAAGAGAAAAAGAAAAGGAAGGAAUGGAGAGGAAAAGGUCAGGCUUUACAGGAGGGCUUGUGAGCCUUCCAGCCACUGCACAGUGCAAGACGCCAACGUUUAGCCCAGGAGUACAGGAAGCAACUUCAGAUGCAAAUCGCCUACCAGCAGCAGUCCCAAGAAGCAGAGAAGGAAGAGAAACGCCGAGAGUUUGAAGCAGGUAUAGCAGCAAACAAGAUGUGUUUGGACAAGGUCCAGGAGGUCCUGUCCACCCAUCAAGUGCUGCCUCAAAACAUUCAUCCCAUGCGCAAGGCAUGCCCCAGUAAGCUUCCACCGUAGUUCCGUGAGCAUCAAUAUAUCUUUUCUUGGUCUUUUAAUAUUUUUAACUACAGUAUGCUUGUAUGCUUCUUUUAACUCCUGGAUAAACUUUUCUUUUUUUCCCUGA